Messenger RNA from Cynara cardunculus var. scolymus (artichoke), 1911 nucleotides. RefSeq names its product sulfhydryl oxidase 2-like. Gene Ontology annotation, biological process: protein folding. Gene Ontology annotation, cellular component: Golgi membrane. Gene Ontology annotation, molecular function: flavin-dependent sulfhydryl oxidase activity; protein disulfide isomerase activity. The record is from RefSeq and is a predicted model, not a curated record. The coding region runs from base 146 to 1696 and encodes 516 amino acids. Lineage: Eukaryota; Viridiplantae; Streptophyta; Magnoliopsida; Asterales; Asteraceae. The transcript is spliced from 12 exons.
GUUUUCCUGUUUAAGGCAAUCAAUUGGUAUACACAAUCGUGUCUACCUCCACCGCCAUGGUUGAUCAACGUUCCUAAUCGGCGCCGGUAGUCUCACAUGCACCUUUCUCCGCCGGUGACUGUAUUCCUCAAUCUCUAUCCCUUCAAUGUUUCAUCUAUUGACUACGCUGUUGAUUUUCUGGAGCUUCGACUCGUCAUCAUUGUUAUCAUCCGCUUUCCCCAUUUUUCCGACGGUAGGAUCACGUUCGAUACUACGUGCAAUCAAGCGCAGCGAUGAUCAACCUGGUUGUGUGGUUGAUUUGAACGCCACCAAUUUUGAUGCAGUUCUCAAGGAAACCCCUGCUACUUACGCCAUUGUUGAAUUCUUCGCUCACUGGUGCCCGGCUUGCAGAAACUAUAAGCCCCAAUAUGAAAAGGUUGCGAGGCUUUUCAAUGGAGCAGAUGCGGUUCAUCCUGGGAUUAUAUUGAUGACACAAAUAGACUGUGCCAAUAAGGUAAAUACUAAUCUUUGUCGUAAGUUCCAUAUUUCUCAUUACCCAAUGCUAUUAUGGGGACCACCUUCUAAAUUCAUUGCCGGUCGCCGGAACGGCAAACAAGAAAAAGGUGAAAUUCAUCCCAUUGAAGAUGGAAAGACUGCUGAUCUUCUACUCAAAUGGAUUAAUACACAAUUGGGAAGCUCAUAUGGCUUGGAAGAUGAGAAAUUUGAAAAUGAUAAGCUUCUUCAAUCAAAUGUCUCAGACCCUGGACAGAUUGCACGCGCCAUAUAUGAUGUUGAAGAAGCCUUGACUGUUGCCUUUGACAUUAUUUUGGAACACAAGAUGAUCAAAUCGGAUACUCGGGCUACACUUAUAAAGUUUUUGCAAGUUAUGGUGGCUCAUCACCCUUCCAGGAGGUGCCGAAAGGGAAGUGCUGACAUACUUGUGAACUUCGACGAUUUGUACCCUUCAAAUAUAUCGUCAGUGAACAAAGAGGAACUGAAUAAUAGCACCGGACUGGGUGCUCUGCGUACCUUUCAGAUAUGUGGAAAACAAGUUCCUCGUGGAUACUGGAUGUUUUGUCGUGGCAGCAAGAAUGAUACUAGGGGAUUCAGUUGUGGUUUAUGGGUUCUAUUACAUUCCCUCUCGGUGAGAGUGGAUGAUGGAGAGAGCCAGCUGGCUUUUACAGCUGCCUGUGAUUUUAUCCACAAGUUUUUCAUCUGUGAGGAGUGUAGUCAACAUUUUUAUGAAAUGUGCUCCAGUGUUUCUAGUCCAUUCAACAGGACACAUGAUUUUGUCCUGUGGCUGUGGACAGCACAUAACAAAGUGAACGAGAGACUAAUGAAAACAGAAGCAUCUCUUGGAACCGGUGAUCCCAAGUUCCCCAAAAUAAUCUGGCCUCCAAAUCAGCUCUGCCCGACUUGUUAUGCUGCUGAAAAUGUGAGAACCGGAAAUAACUGGGAUCACGAUGAGGUGUUCAAGUUCUUGGUACGCCACUAUGGGAAGAUGCUCGUAUCUCACUACGAGGACAAGGAGAUCAUGAGCCAUGUGAACGUAAAAAGCAGCACGGUUUCAGAAGAUUUGGUGGGGUCAACAAAUGCACUUGUGGUGCCGAUGGGGGCUGCUGUGGCGAUCGCAUUGGCGAGCUGUUUGUUUGGAGCAGUGGCGUACGUGUGGCGUUCACGACAGAAGAAUCGGAAGCCAAGGAGAAGCUGGAGCUGACAUAUCUGAUUAAGCUGCAGAAACAAGUGAAAGAAAGUCAGAUGACAGACCCAUUCCUUUGUGUCGUCUUUUAUUAGCCGUUUGUUUUGAGCCAGCCAGCCAGCCUCCCUCGUAUAUAUAUAUAAGGUGGUAUGUACAGAUUCGUUCCUUCAUUGCGAUUACAGUUGCGGAAAAAGCUUUAUCUUCACCUCUAUAAUAUUUUUUUUCUUCAAAAA